CGCUGCCCCUAUGGCUCCGCCUCUCGGGCUCAGAACUUGCACCGGGUGCCGGCUGUCGCCGCGGGAGCGUGAGUGCUGGGCGCAGGGCUGUAGGACGCAUUGUCGCCGCACAGACAACCCCCCUUUGUGAGUAGCAGACCAGCCUGGAGGCUGGGAGCAGAACGCCCACGCCUGCAUGCUGAGGAAGAUGGGUGAAGCCGUGGCCAGAGUUGCGAGGAAGGUCAACGAGACUGUGGAAAGCAGCUCAGAUACCCUGGACCUGGCUGACUGCAAGCUUGUUUCUUUUCCCAUCUGCAUCUACAAGGUCCUGAGGAACGUCUCUGACCAGAUCCACCUCAUCACGCUGGCUAACAAUGAACUCAAGUCCCUCACCAGCAAGUUCAUGACCACCUUCAAUCAGCUUCGAGAGCUACGCCUGGAGGGCAACUACCUCUAUCGCCUCCCCAACGAGGUCAGCAGCCUGCAGCACCUCAGGGCCAUCGACCUGUCCCGGAACCAGUUUCAAGACUUCCCAGAGCAGCUGACCACCUUGCCUGCACUGGAGACUAUCAAUCUGGAGGAGAACGAGAUAGUGGAUGUUCCGGUGGAGAAGCUGGCCGCCAUGCCUGCUCUGCGCGUCAUCAACCUGCGUCUCAACCCCCUGAGCGCCGAGGUGCGUGUGAUCGCCCCGCCGCUCAUCAAGUUUGAUAUGCUCAUGUCUCCAGAGGAUACACAGGCCCCUCCGCCUUAGGACACACUCUUUGUGCUCACCCAGCAAGGGACAAAGGAUACUGGCCUGCCAUCCUGAGAGGAGGGAGGCCCAUGGGAAGCCAAGCUUGGGGAGCAGGGUGGGUGGGCCAGGCAGCAUACAGAGGGAGGGGCACAGCUAAGCCAGGGUGGGUAGCUUAGCACUGUAGUGAGCCCUGGUGCUCCAGAGGGAGGAGGGAGGUGAGGCUAGAGUCUAGGCUCAAGGGCGCUCACCGCUGCUGUGCUGACUUGGGUAGGUGUCUUGCUCUCACUGAGCUUGGGUUACUUGGGAGGAGGAAGAAUCACAGCAAGAUUUCGCUGAGUAGAACCCCUCAGAGGUUCUGUCUCCACACCGUCGGACACCCUCCAAGCUUGCAGAUGAGCCUUGCUGGGCAUUCAACGGACCUUAUGAUUCGAAGCCUUGUUUCUAGUGUGAGAGCCAGUCACCAUCCUGAGAGGAAACCACCUCCGCCUAUUUAUUGCCUUCUGUAGACUGAACACAGUGACGCCCGUCAUGGUGCCAUGUCCUGGCCUUCAGGGUCCCUGGGCUGGUCAGAGCCUGAGCCAGGAGUUGGAAUGCCGAGACAUUGGUUGGACAUCUGGCCAGAGUACAGAGGGGCUGCUCCAGACGGCUCAUUCUUCCUUGUCCCAAGCAAGGCAUUGUGUGGAGGACUUUCUACACGCUCUGUUCUAUCCCUCCCUGAGAAUGGCCUGGUGCCGUGGUCAGGCAUAUUAUCUGCAGGGCCACCGGAGAGGCGGCCCAAAGAAGACAAAGCCAUCUGCAUGUGAUGACUGUGACCCAAGGUCCUGAGGUGACCUCCUUCACCAUGGCCUUCCUCUUGUGACCUCCCUUUGACGACAACCUGGUUGCCUUGUCCUGGUCCAGUACCACCAACCUCAAGACUAUCACCAUAAUGACCUGCCAUCUUGAUGACCUUUGCCUGUGGUUUGGGGACGGUGGGUAGGGGGAGUACCGGCUGUCUCAGUGUGCCCAGAACUGUGGCAUUUCCCAGGAGGUAGCUGGGCCCUUGCCCCCUAAUAAGGCCUGUGCUUGGGAAUAUCCCUGACUCCCUCAAUCUCCAUGUGUCUACCUCCUCACCUGAGCAGCAGUACUAUUAGCUGUCCCCGGGUCCUGGCUGGUCUACACCUUUGUGUAGGUCUGUGGAAGCCCCAGGACACAGGCAGGGCUAGGCCACUUUGUCUCCAACAUUUUGCCGUUUAGAACUCAGAACUAUUGUUGAGAGCAAAAACCCACCACAGAGUUUGUCCAGGUCCCUGUCUCUUCACAGUGUUCCUGGCUCUUGGUAAGCUUGCCAUGGGGCAUUGCUGGUAUCAUGGCUGUGCAUCCUAAUAGAAACCUUGCCCAUUCCGCUCUCAUCCCAAGGCCAGUCGGCCAGAUGAGGAGGUAGACAUGGGGCCCAAGCAGGGACUGGGUGCAGUCCAAACUGGACUGGUUCCUCCCUCCCACCCUGUGUCCCUGAGUUGGAGGUUUCACCUUGUCGAGGAAGAGGGAUGUAAGAGCCUAGCAACUCUAAGUGUUGAUAGGCUAAUACCAGCUUGCUGGAAGCCUCCAGGGGUGUACACCUGUGAUCCAGCACAUGGUGGGGGUGGCGGGGGGGUAAGACUGUAGGAUUGUGGGAGUGAGGCCAGCCUAUGCUAUGUAAUGAGAGCCUAUCUCAGCACAACAAAAGCAAACACAGUAAAAGAAGAAAAGAAGAAUGUCAGGCAUGGUGAUGCCCACUUAUCAUCUCAGCCCUCGGAAAGUAGGAGCAGAAAGGUCAGGAGUUCUAGGCCAACCUCGGCCUAGAGUAAAGUACCCUGGGGCUAUGUGAGACCCUAGAGUAAAGAACUCUGGAGAUAUGUGAGACCCCAUUUCAGUAAAGGGGAAACUAAAAUGCAGGGUCUCAGACCUCACGCUGGCCUUCUAAGCUAGAGUCAGUUCUUGUCCCAGCAAGAACGGAAGCUGAUCCUUCCAGGAAUUUCCUAUUUUGAGCAUCAGCAAAGGGUCUGAGCAACCUGGGCGUGUGUGCAGAGUGAAGGCUGUCCCUUCUCCUCUGCUUCUAUGAACUUGAGUAUGUGCUCAGGGGUCCCUCCGGCUCCCAAUUCAGCACCGGGAGACUCCUGCAUCUCAGAUCGGUUCCCCAUUUUUGUGUCUCUACGAUGGUGGAAUUAGUGAUCGCCAGGUGAUGGUUAGGCAUGCCCUGUCCUCCUACCCCACUUCUGGUUAUCCCUGCAUGCCAGGAAGUUGUUCUCUACGCUGCCUAGACAUUACGAUCUGGCCUGUCUGGGCAAGUGUGGGCAGUCAGAACCCUCCAGAUCCAGGCUCCCAGUGUGAAGAAGCCCCGCACUUCAGUCUGCAAUUAAAGAUGCUGUGCUAAUCUCA
Mastomys coucha (southern multimammate mouse) is the source of this 3109-nucleotide messenger RNA. It is a transcript of the gene Lrrc20, whose product is annotated as leucine rich repeat containing 20. The record is from RefSeq and is a predicted model, not a curated record. The transcript is spliced from 5 exons. Lineage: Eukaryota; Metazoa; Chordata; Mammalia; Rodentia; Muridae. Gene Ontology annotation, molecular function: protein binding. The coding region runs from base 176 to 730 and encodes 184 amino acids.